This is a messenger RNA of Erinaceus europaeus (western European hedgehog), 2862 nucleotides long. It is a transcript of the gene GPRC6A, whose product is annotated as G protein-coupled receptor class C group 6 member A. Gene Ontology annotation, biological process: G protein-coupled receptor signaling pathway. Gene Ontology annotation, molecular function: G protein-coupled receptor activity. The coding region runs from base 20 to 2806 and encodes 928 amino acids. Gene Ontology annotation, cellular component: membrane. NCBI's taxonomy places the organism in Eukaryota, Metazoa, Chordata, Mammalia, Eulipotyphla, Erinaceidae. The transcript has 6 exons. The record is from RefSeq and is a predicted model, not a curated record.
GAGCAAAUGAGAUAGAAACAUGGCAUUACUGAUGAUGCUGAUGACCUGUUUUAUGGCCAUUUUUGCUCAUUCUCAGCCUUGCCAGACUCCUGAUGACUUUGUGGCUGCUACCUCUCCAGGACACAUCAUGAUUGGAGGUUUGUUUGCCAUUCAUGAAAAAAUGCUGCCCUCGGACAAUGAUCCCAGACGACCAGAAAUCCAGAAGUGUGUUGGCUUUGAAAUAUCCGCUUUUCUUCAGACUCUUGCCAUGAUACAUAGCAUCGAGAUGAUUAAUAAUUCCACAUUGUUAUCUGGAGUGAAACUGGGCUAUGAAAUAUAUGACACUUGUGCAGAAGUCACAGUGGCAAUGGCAGCUGCUCUGAGGUUUCUUUCCAAGUUCAACUGCUCCAGAGAAACCCUGGAGUUUAAGUGUAACUAUUCCAGUUAUUUACCAAGGGUGAAGGCUGUUAUAGGUUCUGGCUACUCAGAAAUAACCAUAGCUGUCUCCAGAAUGCUGAAUUUACAGCUUAUGCCACAGGUGAGUUAUGAAUCAACUGCAGAAAUUCUAAGUGACAAAAUUCGCUUUCCUUCCUUUUUACGGACUGUGCCCAGUGACUUCUAUCAAACUAAAGCAAUGGUUCACCUGAUUAAAAAAUCCGGAUGGAACUGGAUUGGCAUCAUAACCACAGAUGAUGACUAUGGACGACUGGCUCUCAACACUCUUGCAAUUCAGUCUGAAGGAAAUAAUGUAUGCAUAGCCUUCAAAGAAGUUCUCCCAGCCUUCCUCUCAGAUAAUACUAUAGAAGUCAAGAUCAAUCAGAUUCUUGAGAAAAUCUUAGCAGAAGCCCAAGUCAAUGUCAUUGUGGUAUUUUUGAGACAAUUUCAUGUUUUCAUUCUCUUCAACAAAGCCAUUGAGAGGAAUAUAAAUAAAAUCUGGAUUGCUAGUGAUAAUUGGUCGACUGCCACAAAAAUUACUACCAUUCCUAACAUUAAAAGGAUUGGCAAAGUUGUAGGGUUCACCUUUAGAAGAGGGGAUAUGUCCUCUUUCCAUUCCUUUCUGGACAGUCUGCAUAUGCGCCCCACUGACAAGAACAAACCCGUAAGAGAGUACAUCAUGCUCUUGUCUGCCUGUGCAUAUGCCAAGGGCAGUGACUUCAGUCAAUGCAUUUCCAAUCAUUCUCAGGGGAAUAUGGCCUACAUGGCUGACAAGGAUAUGGAAAGAAACUUCUCCCUACGAAAUGACUUCCUGUGGGAUUACACUGAGCCUGGACUUGUUCACAGUAUUAAGCUUGCCGUGUUCGCCCUUGGUCAUGCCAUCCGGGAUCUAUGCCAAGUUCGAGAGUGUCAGAACCCCAGUGCCUUUCAACCAUGGGAGUUACUUGAUGUGCUGAGAAAUGUGACAUUCACUGAUGGUGGAAAUUCAUUUCAUUUUGAUGCCCAUGGGGAUAUGAAUACUGGGUACGAUGUUGUACUCUGGAAGGAGAUUCAUGGUCACAUGACUAUCAUCAAUAUGGCACAAUAUGACCUGAAGAAUGAUGUCUUCAUCAUCACAGACCAAGAAACAAAAAAUGAGUUCAAUAAUCUUAAGCAAAUUCAAUCGAAAUGCUCCAAGGAAUGCAGUCCUGGGCAAAUGAAGAAGACUACAAAAAGUCAGCAUAUCUGCUGCUAUGAAUGUGUGAACUGUCCUGAAAAUCACUUCAGUAAUCAGUCAGAUAUGGACCACUGCCUUCUAUGCAACAAUGAAACUCACUGGGCCCCCGUACGGAGCACAAUGUGUUUUGAAAAGGAAGUCGAGUAUCUCAACUGGACCGACCCCUUAGCUAUCCUGCUCCUGGCCCUCUCCUUCCUGGGAAUUGUGUUUGUUCUGGCCAUUGGCAUACUAUUCACAAAAAACCUGAACACACCAGUGGUGAAGUCAUCUGGGGGGUUGGCAAUCUGCUAUGUAAUCCUCCUCUGUCAUUUCCUCAACUUUGCAAGUGCCAGCUUUUUCAUUGGAGAACCCCAGGACUUCACCUGUAAAACCAGGCAGACACUAUUUGGUGUGAGUUUUACUCUCUGUGUUUCCUGCAUUUUGAUGAAAUCUCUGAAAAUUCUGCUAGCCUUUAGCUUUGAUCCGAAGCUACAGAACUUGUUGAAAUGUCUCUAUAAGCCAAUCCCCGUUAUCUCCACUUGCACGGGCAUCCAAGUGGUCAUAUGUACGCUCUGGCUAGUCUUUGCAGCACCUGCUGUGGAGGAAAACAUCUCCUUACCCAGAGUCAUUAUCCUCCAGUGUGAAGAGGGAUCCAUUCUUGCAUUUGCCGCCAUGCUGGGCUAUAUUGCAAUUCUUGCUUUCAUUUGCUUCCUAUCUGCCUUCAAAGGCAGGAAGUUACCGGAGAAUUACAAUGAAGCCAAAUUUAUAACAUUUGGCAUGCUCAUUUACUUCAUCGCUUGGAUCACAUUCAUCCCUGUCUAUGUGACCACCUUUGGUAAAUAUUUGCCAGCAGUGGAGAUUAUUGUUAUUUUAAUAUCUAACUAUGGGAUCCUGUGCUGCACAUUUUUCCCCAAGUGCUAUGUUAUUCUCUGUAAGCAAGAGACAAAUACAAAAUCUGCCUUUCUCCAGAUGAUUUACAGCUACUCUUCCCACAGUGCAGAUAGCCUUGCUGUGAGUCAUGUUUCUCUGGACUCCACCAGUAGCAAUAUGACAACCACCAAUCCUAGCUCCAGUGACAAGUGCGCAGCCUGGCAGAGAAGCAAAGAUCUUCAUGCACAAGCACUAGCACGCAUGUGCAGAGAAAAGGCUACUAGUGGAUCUAAAACUUUGCCUCGGAAAAGAAAUUCAAGUAUAUGAAUGAGUCCUUAAGAGAUGACACAUUCCACAACGGAAUGUAUGUAGUAUCUUGUGUU